Molecule: messenger RNA, 1326 nt
Organism: Xyrauchen texanus (razorback sucker)
Lineage: Eukaryota; Metazoa; Chordata; Actinopteri; Cypriniformes; Catostomidae
Product: N-lysine methyltransferase KMT5A-A-like
Exons: 7
Coding region: 370-1119 (249 amino acids)
Molecular function (GO): protein binding
Source: RefSeq, a predicted model, not a curated record
GGAUUACAGUGCACUCCUCACCCCCAAUUUGCAUUUCUAUGGAGAAGGGCUUAAAAGGACAACAUGUAACAGAAACAUAGGCCGGACUGUGAAAGUUUUACCUUAGACCUAAAAAUAAGUCAUCCUAUCUAUGUAAAACAAUUGAGGCAGCACUCUGCAUGCACUUUUUGAGUGAUUCAACAUGAGGUACCAUUAAGUAAGUGGUACCAGCUUUCUUUUCAGAUGUGGUAUAAAGGUUAAGUUAAACCAACAUUAAUAUGAAUGCCCAUGGUAAUAUGCAAUACGUCCCUAUAACAUCAUUUGAUUUACAUUAAAUGUGCAGAUUGUUUUUUAAUUCACAGGGAAAUUUGCAUAACAAAACCAAUAGUAAUGAUGCCUAACUGUGGCUUAUCCGAGGUCCAAUCACUGCUCAGACCAGCAUGUAUAUCUGUCUGUUCUGGGUUCUUAACUAACUCUUCAUUUUUUGCCAUUUGGAAGACCACAACUUUGGAAGACAAAAAGCUUCUACGAGAUUGUGUCCUACAUUGGAGAGUUAUCUUUCUGUUAAGGUUUAAAGACUGUAUCUACCUAAAAGAUACUGGGAAAAAGCGCACUGAGCCAUUUCUCAUCUCACUUGUUUAUUUCCGAAGUAAUAGGAAAAUGAGACCCAGAAGAGUUUUUCCUGAAAAGGAAGCUUUGUACUUCAUUGCUUCUGGGAAAGAUAAAGACACAUUUGAGAAAAAAUUCAUGAGUGAAGAGAAAGGUUUUGGAGUAAUUGCCACAAAAACCAUUGAGCCAGGAGAGUUCCUGCUGGAGUAUGUUGGAAGACACAUCACUGGAUCUGAAGGAGAGACCCUGUCCAAAGACUACUCCGCUGAAGAUGCAGUAUUAUUUUUGUAUUUCUACUCCUUUCUGGGACGAUCUUACUGUGUUGAUGGCAGUAAAGAUACAGAAAGGCUUGGAAGAUUUAUAAAUGAUGAUCACAUCAAGCCAAACAGCAAAAUUAAAAUAAUAAUGGAUGAAAAGAAAAGACCACAUCUGUGUGCAUUUGCGUUAACAAAAAUCAACGCAGGAGAAGAAAUUAUCUAUGACUACGGAGAUCCUAACUGCCCAUGGAGACAGUCUGAUGGAGCUGAUUGAAAACAAGGAUUUUCCAGAAAGAAAAAGCCUGAUAGAGAAUCGAAGACUAGAGAUCUGCCAGGAGUUGCUGCAAGGACUUCAGGAACUGCAUUCAUAUGGAAUUUUGCACAGAGACCUGAAGCCUGAAAAUAUUUUGUUUGAUAUCAACAAUAAACUGUACAUCGCAGACUUUGGAGCAAGCAGAAAACUGGAUCUGGCACAAACCAC